Fimicolochytrium jonesii is the source of this 1776-nucleotide messenger RNA. Its product is annotated as winged helix DNA-binding domain-containing protein. NCBI's taxonomy places the organism in Eukaryota, Fungi, Chytridiomycota, Chytridiomycetes, Spizellomycetales, Powellomycetaceae. The transcript has a single exon. The record is from RefSeq and is a predicted model, not a curated record. Bases 131 to 1645 code for a protein of 504 amino acids.
UUUCAUCACUUCUCAAGAGGCCCUCUUUCACCGCUUUGGUUCAAACAAUCUCCCCCCUCACGAAUAACCGACAGCAUCAGAACAGAUAUUUGUGAAGCAAGGAGACGAUCGAAAAGAUAGGUCCGGUAGAAUGAAGCGGAAGGCGCCGACAUCAUCUGCAGACGACGUGGAGGCUCCGGUCAGGAGGAAGUCUGCCCGACUCACAGGCUCGACGGCACCAGUUGCAUCUGCGACGCAAUCUUCAACACCAAGUAAAACUGCCACUCAAACCAAGCUGUCAUUUUCUCCGCCAAAGCCAACGCUAGCCUCCGUUUCCGCUGAGUCAACAAUGGUGGCCGUAGCGUCGGCCGUUCGGACCAUAUCGGCGAGACAAGCCACGUAUCUCCGGUUAGUGUCAAAUCACCUUAUCGAAAGCAAAUUAUCACCGACGGCUACUUCAGCCGUCUUCAUUACGAAAAAGUUGUUUGGCGUCCAGGCGCAGGAGGCAUUGUCUGGUUUCAUGUCCAUACAUAGCCGGUUCGCGAGACGACCGACAAAAGAAAGCCCGCCCACAACGGGCUGUGUUUCGCUAGAAGUAGAAAGUGCCAGCACGCUCACAGCGCUCCAAUCCCUGGUCCUCUCCGAAAAAACGCCGCUGGUCCGCAUCUGGGCCCAGCGAUGCACCUUACAUCUCUUCGCGUACGAUGAUUGGCACAUCGUUUCAUCUGCCUUCAAGGCAAAGAUCUUUGCGACCCGCACCAACUCGAUUCGUUUGGGCAACGUUACGGGGAAAGAUUCCUCAGCGCAAUUCAUCAAAGCGCAGAAAGCGGUGAAGGAGAAGCUGGAGAGGGGGGAGAACGUGACCAGGAAAACGGUGGAGGAGAUGGGAUUUGAUGGGGCGUUGAGUUACAGCUUGUUCAUGUGCGCGACGCUACUGAGGCAGGGUUCGAAAGCCGAGGUUAAUGCAGGAGCGGCUGCUGAGCUCAAGCCGCGAUAUAUACCAGAAGGCGAGGAGGAACCGCAUGUGGAGAUGGCCAAGGAUGCUGCUUUGAAAGAGAUUGCGCGACGGUAUUUCGAAGCGCAUGGGCCCGCUCAAGAGAUCGAUUUUAGGUAUCAUUAUGACUUGCCGGCUGGGGAUUCCAAACCUGCGGUCAAGCAUCUAAUCGACCAAGGGCUAAUACAGUCAGUCGUCGUCACACCACGUACGCCGCCGCCUCCUUCCGCAGCCAAGUUGAAGGCGAAAAGUGCUGGCCAGCCCACACCGCACUACAUCUCCACUACAGCGCACAAUAUGUACCUUGCACCCAUAGCCGCACCGCCGCUCCCUGCCCAUCCCCAUAUUCCCACAUUACUCCUCUCCCGCUUCGACCCAGCAUUGCUCGCCCACAAGGACAAAUCCAUCUGGGUCGAUGACGACCGAAAGUACCUAGUAUGGACCAAGAACGGGUUGAUUAACGGCACGGUGUUUGUGGACGGGCGCGUGCAGGGUACGUGGAAGGUGAAAUACCUCGAGGGCGAGGGUGGCGGGGUGGGCGGUGUGAGGAUUGUUGUGGAGAUGUUUGAGGGUGUUGAAGUUGGGGAUGAGGUCAAGCGCGAUAUUGAGGAGGAGGCGGAGAGAGUGAGAGCGUUUUUGGACGCGCCGAAGGUUGUGGUCGGGUAUGAUUAGAGAUUAACGCGCGUGGGAGAAAGGAGUGAGACGCUUCAAGCAUUGAUACUGGUCUCGACGAGCAACCUGACGGGGCGCUGGUCGCUCUCACAAAUGAGAGGUGCCGCGACGGUGGGAGAAAACCGAGGGUC